Molecule: messenger RNA, 456 nt
Organism: Trichosurus vulpecula (common brushtail)
Lineage: Eukaryota; Metazoa; Chordata; Mammalia; Diprotodontia; Phalangeridae
Product: ARL14 effector protein-like
Exons: 1
Coding region: 1-456 (151 amino acids)
Source: RefSeq, a predicted model, not a curated record
AUGAGUGCAGACGCUGAAAUGCGAAGUGCAGAGUCCGAUACCAACCAAGAGGAAGUCGAGGAAAGGGCUGUCCCUACUCAAAGCCGGAGGGCAGAGAAGCAAGUACCAGGUGUCUCCUCAAAAGGGAAAAAUCCAAUAGCCCAGGCAGCAGCUGCUGAGCCUGAAAUCCAGGAGGAAAGAGGAGCCCCAGGGAGCUGCUGCAAACCCUGGCCCAGCACCUUGGCAAAAGCCCGAUGUGUUUCUUACCAUUCUAAAAUCUUCAUUGGGCCCAAGAAAAGCAGGAGAAAGUAUGACCGUAAAGGCAGGCUGAUCUGUAAUGGUAUCAAUUUGUGUGAUUGCCUGCAGGUUGAUUGUGUUGGCUGCGUCUACCCAUGCCCCAGGUUGCAACUCCCAGAAAAUGCCAGUCAAGUGCCAGCCAGAUUCGCACAGUGGGUUUACCACGAAGGUGGAGGAUGA